Messenger RNA from Pieris macdunnoughi, 426 nucleotides. Lineage: Eukaryota; Metazoa; Arthropoda; Insecta; Lepidoptera; Pieridae. The record is from the annotation of a GenBank genome assembly.
AUGGUUGGCGGUGUAGCUGUGUACCCUGCCGGGUGGAAUGAAGCAGUGGUUCAGGAGACUUGUGGACCCACUGCUGACCAGUAUAAUAUUGGUCGCUGCCAUAUCCGAUGGGCGUAUAUCCUUGCGAUAAUCGGUUGCCUUGACGGAAUUGUACUCGCUGCUCUGGCCUUCAUACUUGCCACCAAACAUGUACGACUGCAACCUGAUACCAGCUACCCAUCACCGUCACUGUAUAAAGGCGAAGUAAACAACGCAUACGUGACUGACGCGACAUCUAUGGCCGGUUCGCGCAAAUCACUAGCACUGCAACCGGUGUUGAUAAUGCACCCUCAUGCGCCACUAGACGUCGACACAUACUCACAUUAUUCGGGACGGACUGCUCGCUCAAAACACGGAAUGUAUGCGAACUCUAUGCAUAAUUAUUAA